Oryctolagus cuniculus (rabbit) is the source of this 5733-nucleotide messenger RNA. NCBI's taxonomy places the organism in Eukaryota, Metazoa, Chordata, Mammalia, Lagomorpha, Leporidae. The record is from RefSeq and is a predicted model, not a curated record.
GGGGCCUGGCGGCCGAGCGGGGCGGCGGAGCUGCGAGGGACAGCGGCGCGGGAGACGCACGGAGCCAGCCGCAGCCCAGCCCGCGCCCGCCGCCAUGCCCCUGGCCUUCUGCGGCAGCGAGAACCAUUCGGCCGCCUACCGGGUGGACCAGGGCGUCCUCAACAACGGCUGCUUCGUGGACGCGCUCAAUGUGGUGCCGCACGUCUUCCUGCUCUUCAUCACCUUCCCCAUCCUCUUCAUCGGAUGGGGCAGCCAGAGCUCCAAGGUGCACAUCCACCAUAGCACGUGGCUGCACUUCCCCGGGCACAACCUGCGCUGGAUCCUGACCUUCAUGUUGCUCUUUGUGCUGGUGUGUGAGAUCGCGGAGGGAGUCCUGUCUGACGGGGUGACCGAAUCCCGCCAUCUCCACCUGUACAUGCCGGCAGGGAUGGCGUUCAUGGCUGCCGUCACCUCCGUGGUCUACUAUCACAACAUCGAGACCUCCAACUUCCCCAAGCUGCUGAUAGCCCUGCUCAUCUACUGGACCCUGGCCUUCAUCACCAAGACCAUCAAGUUCGUCAAGUUCCACGAGCACGCCAUCGGCUUCUCGCAGCUGCGCUUCUGCCUCACCGGGCUGCUGGUCGUCCUCUACGGCAUGCUGCUCCUCGUGGAGGUCAACGUCAUCAGGGUGAGGAGAUACAUAUUCUUCAAGACGCCGCGGGAGGUGAAGCCCCCCGAGGACCUGCAGGACCUGGGCGUGCGCUUCCUGCAGCCCUUUGUGAACCUGCUGUCCAAGGGCACCUACUGGUGGAUGAACGCCUUCAUCAAGACUGCCCACAAGAAGCCCAUCGACCUGCGGGCCAUCGGGAAGCUGCCCAUUGCCAUGCGGGCCCUCACCAACUACCGGCGGCUCUGCGAAGCCUUCGACGCCCAGGCGCGGAAGGAUGCACAGAGCCCGCAGGGUGCCCGGGCUAUCUGGCGGGCUCUCUGCCACGCCUUUGGGAGACGCCUGGUCCUCAGCAGCACCUUCCGCAUUCUGGCCGACCUGCUGGGCUUCGCCGGGCCACUGUGCAUCUUUGGGAUCGUGGACCACCUGGGGAAGGAGAACCACGUCUUCCAGCCCAAGACGCAGUUUCUCAGGGUUUACUUCGUCUCCUCGCAAGAGUUCCUUGCGAAUGCCUACGUCUUAGCCGUGCUCCUCUUCCUCGCCCUCCUGCUGCAGAGAACGUUCCUGCAGGCAUCCUACUACGUCGCCAUCGAGACCGGGAUCAACUUGCGCGGCGCCAUCCAGACCAAGAUUUACAAUAAAAUUAUGCACCUGUCCACCUCCAACCUGUCCAUGGGGGAGAUGACUGCCGGGCAGAUCUGUAACCUGGUGGCCAUUGACACCAACCAGCUCAUGUGGUUUUUCUUCUUGUGCCCAAACCUCUGGGCUAUGCCAGUACAGAUCAUCGUGGGUGUGAUCCUCCUCUACUACAUCCUGGGAGUCAGCGCCUUGAUUGGAGCAGCGGUCAUCAUUCUGCUGGCCCCCGUCCAGUACUUCGUGGCCACCAAGCUCUCGCAAGCCCAGCGGAGCACCCUGGAGUAUUCCAACGAGAGGCUGAAGCAGACCAACGAGAUGCUGCGUGGCAUCAAGCUGCUCAAGCUGUACGCCUGGGAGAACAUCUUCUGCGCUCGGGUGGAGCUGACCCGCAGGAAGGAGAUGACCAGCCUCAAGGCCUUCGCUGUCUACACCUCCAUCUCCAUUUUCAUGAACACGGCCAUCCCCAUCGCAGCUGUCCUCAUCACCUUCGUGGGCCACGUCAGCUUCUUCAAAGGGGCCGACUUCUCGCCAUCGGUGGCCUUUGCCUCCCUGUCCCUCUUCCACAUCCUGGUCACCCCGCUCUUCCUGCUGUCCAGUGUGGUCCGCUCGACAGUCAAAGCGCUGGUGAGUGUGCAGAAGCUGAGCGAGUUCCUGUCGAGUGCAGAGAUCCGCAAGGAGCAGAGUGCUCCCCGUGAGCCCGCACCCCAGAGCCAAGCCAGCAAGUACCAGGCGGUGCCCCUCAAGGUGGUGAACCGCAAGCGCCCGGCCCGGGAGGAUUGUCGGGACCUCAUGGGCCCCCUGCAAAGGCUGGCCCCCAGCGCGGACGGAGAUGCCAACAGCUGCUGUGUCCAGAUCAUCGGAGGCUUCUUCACGUGGACCCCGGAUGGGAUCCCCACGCUGUCCAACAUCACCAUCCGUAUCCCCCGAGGCCAGCUGACCAUGAUCGUGGGGCAAGUGGGCUGCGGCAAGUCCUCGCUGCUGCUUGCCACGCUGGGGGAGAUGCAGAAGAUCUCGGGGACUGUGUUCUGGAACAGCAGCCUUCCUGACAGCGAGACGGGAGAUGACCACAGCCCAGAGCGGGAGAACGCGGCCGUCUCGGAUGUCAGGAAGAGAGGCCCUGUGGCCUAUGCGUCUCAGAAGCCAUGGCUGCUGAACGCCACGGUGGAGGAGAACAUCACCUUCGAGAGCCCCUUCAACAAGCAGCGGUACAAGAUGGUCAUCGAAGCCUGCUCGCUGCAGCCAGACAUCGACAUCCUGCCCCACGGAGACCAGACCCAGAUUGGGGAGCGGGGCAUCAACCUGUCUGGUGGUCAGCGCCAGCGAAUCAGUGUGGCCCGUGCGCUCUACCAGCACACCCACGUCGUCUUCUUGGAUGACCCCUUCUCGGCUCUGGACGUCCACCUGAGCGACCACCUGAUGCAGGCGGGGAUCCUGGAGCUGCUUCGGGACGACAACAGGACGGUGGUGCUGGUGACCCACAAGCUGCAGUACCUGCCCCAUGCCGACUGGAUCAUAGCUAUGAAGGACGGCACCAUCCAGAGGGAGGGGACCCUCAAGGACUUCCAGAGGUCUGAGUGCCAGCUCUUUGAGCACUGGAAGACCCUCAUGAACCGGCAGGACCAAGAGCUGGAGAAGGAGACCGUCAUGGAGAGAAAAGCCACGGAGCCAUCGCAGGGCCUGCCCCGGGCCAUGUCCUCCAGAGACGGCCUUCUGCAGGAUGAGGAAGACGAAGAAGAGGAGGUGGCCGAGAGCGAGGAGGACGACAGCCUGUCCUCGGUGCUGCACCAGCGCGCCAAGAUCCCGUGGCAGGCCUGUGCCAAGUACCUGUCCUCGGCCGGCGUCCUCCUCCUCUCGCUGCUAGUCUUCUCCCAGCUGCUCAAGCACAUGGUCUUGGUGGCCAUCGACUACUGGCUGGCCAAGUGGACAGACAGUGCCCUGACCCUGAACCCGACGGCCAGGAACUGCUCCCUCAGCCAGGAGUGCACCCUGGACCAGACUGUCUACGCCAUGGUGUUCACGGUGCUCUGCAGCCUGGGCAUCGUGCUGUGCCUCGUCACCUCUGUCACCGUGGAGUGGACGGGGCUGAAGGUGGCCAAGAGGCUGCACCGCAGCCUGCUCAACCAGAUCAUCCUGGCUCCCAUGAGGUACCUCGUCUCCCUCGGCCAGCCUGCAGCUUCUGCAGCUGGGAACACGGUGACCCGGCCCCUCGUCGAUGCCAGACCUCGCCACCUGGCUGCACCCUACUUCGCAGCUCCGUUUUUUGAGACCACGCCCCUGGGGAGCAUCCUGAACAGAUUUUCGUCUGACUGUAACACCAUCGACCAGCACAUCCCCUCCACGCUGGAGUGCCUGAGCCGCUCCACCCUGCUCUGCGUCUCAGCCCUGGCUGUCAUCUCCUACGUCACACCUGUGUUCCUCGUGGCCCUCCUGCCCCUGGCCGUCGUGUGCUACUUCAUCCAGAAGUACUUCCGGGUGGCGUCCAGGGACCUGCAGCAGCUGGAUGACACCACCCAGCUCCCGCUGCUCUCUCACUUUGCGGAAACCGUGGAGGGCCUCACCACCAUCCGGGCCUUCAGGUACGAGGCCCGGUUCCAGCAGAAGCUCCUGGAAUACACAGACUCCAACAACAUCGCCUCGCUCUUCCUCACGGCUGCCAACAGGUGGCUGGAAGUCCGCAUGGAGUACAUUGGCGCGUGCGUAGUACUCAUUGCGGCAGCAACCUCCAUCUCCAACUCCCUGCACAGGGAGCUCUCUGCUGGCCUGGUGGGCCUGGGCCUCACCUACGCCCUCAUGGUCUCCAACUACCUCAACUGGAUGGUGAGGAACCUGGCGGACAUGGAGAUCCAGCUGGGGGCUGUGAAGCGGAUCCACGGGCUCCUGAAAACCGAGGCCGAGAGCUACGAGGGGCUGCUGGCUCCCUCGCUGAUACCCAAGAACUGGCCGGACCAAGGGAAGAUCCAGAUCCAGAACCUGAGCGUGCGCUACGACAGCUCCCUGAAGCCCGUGCUGAAGCACGUCAACGCCCUCAUCUCCCCCGGACAGAAGAUCGGCAUCUGCGGCCGCACAGGCAGUGGCAAGUCCUCCUUCUCGCUGGCUUUCUUCCGCAUGCUGGACAUGUUCGAAGGGCGCAUCAUCAUCGAUGGCAUCGACAUCGCCAAACUGCCACUGCACACCCUGCGCUCGCGCCUCUCCAUCAUCCUGCAGGACCCCGUCCUCUUUAGCGGCACCAUCCGAUUCAACCUGGACCCCGAGAGGAAGUGCUCCGACAGCACGCUCUGGGAGGCCCUGGAGAUUGCCCAGCUGAAGCUGGUGGUGAAGGCACUGCCGGGAGGCCUUGAUGCCAUCAUCACCGAAGGCGGGGAGAAUUUCAGCCAGGGCCAGAGGCAGCUGUUCUGCCUGGCUCGGGCCUUCGUGAGGAAGACGAGCAUCUUCAUCAUGGACGAGGCCACAGCUUCUAUCGACAUGGCCACGGAGAACAUCCUCCAAAAGGUGGUGAUGACGGCCUUCGCAGACCGCACUGUGGUUACCAUCGCGCACCGCGUGCAUACUAUCCUGAGCGCCGACCUGGUGAUGGUCCUGAAGCGAGGCGCCAUCCUCGAGUUCGACAAGCCCGAGAAGCUGCUCAGCCGCCAGGACAGCGUCUUUGCCUCCUUUGUGAGAGCGGACAAGUGACCCGCCAGAGCCUCCUGCCACGCCUGCCCCGCCUGCCCCCCCCCCCGCCCCGCCUGGGUUUUCUAACUGCCAAUCGCCUGUAAAUAAAGAGAUUCCGUCUUUGCUGCUGGAGGCCCCCUGUCUGGUGGGCUGGGGCUGGCAGUGGAUGGCGGGUGCCUGUCCUUGGCACGGGGCAGACCUGAAGGAGCCGUGUGAGCGUGGGCGGAAGCACGUUUCCAUGUCUGUGAAAGGAGGGCUGCCUUUGUCAGGCUGCUGUGACAAACUACUGGGGGACUGUAGCAGCAGCAGCUUGGCUCUCACAGUUCUGCAGGCUCAAGUCCAAGAUCAAGGUGUUGCAGCUUUGCUUUCUCCUGACGCCAUGCUCCUUGGCUUCCAGACAGACACUGUGUCUUCAAGUGGCCUUUCUGCUGUGCACACCCGUCUCUGGGCUGGCGCUCGCUCUCUCUCUCCCUUUCUCUCUCUCUCUCUCUUUAUAAGGAUACCAAUCUGGACUGGCACUGUGCAGUGCAUCCCAUACAGGCACCACUUUGAGUCCCAGCUGCUCCACUUCCAAACCAUAUCCCUGCUGAUGGCCUGGGAAAGCAGUAGAAGAUGGCCCAAGUCCUUGGGCCUCUGCACACACACGGGAGACCUGAAAGAAGCUCCUGGCUCCUGGCCUCAGAUCAGCCCAGCUCAGCCUUUGCAGACAUUUGGGGAGUGAGCCAGCAGAUGGGAGACCUGUCUCUCUCUGCCUCUGCUUCUCUGUAACUCUGCCUUUCAAAUAAAUAAAUCUUUUUAAA